This is a messenger RNA of Orcinus orca (killer whale), 1091 nucleotides long. RefSeq names its product GON7 subunit of KEOPS complex (gene GON7). The transcript is spliced from 2 exons. The coding region runs from base 1 to 300 and encodes 99 amino acids. The record is from RefSeq and is a predicted model, not a curated record. Lineage: Eukaryota; Metazoa; Chordata; Mammalia; Artiodactyla; Delphinidae. Gene Ontology annotation, cellular component: EKC/KEOPS complex.
AUGGAGUUGUUGGCCGAGUACGUCGGGCAGGACGGGCAGCGACAGCAGCUACGGGUGCCCUGUGAGGCGCCGGGCGUCGCCGACCCUUUCCAGGGCUUGUUGUCGGGCGUGGCUAAGAUGAGGGAGCUGGUGACCAACCUCCUCGGCUCCCCGGUACAGCGGGAAGCACAGGACCGGGUGGCGGCGGCUCCAGAGAAGGCGUUGGACGGUGAUGAUGAAGAUGAUGCAGAAGAUGAAAAUAACGAUAACAGAACUAACUCAGAUGGACCCUCUGCAAAACGGCCAAAAACACCAACUUAACUGUAGCUUUUAUGAAAUUUAAAAGACUGCUAUGAUAUCUUAUUUAUCACACACUGACAUUUAAGGAAGACUUGUGCUCUAAUUUGGAAAGCAUUUGCUUUGUUCCCCUGGGACAAUUUUGUCAAAGAAGAAGCUUUUCUGCUGUUUCCAUCAAAGAAAGAUAGAAUAAAUGUUUAGAAAGGAAUCUUUUUUCUUGAGUGAGAAGUAAGUUUCAGACCAUGGAGAUAAAAUAGACAUUUAAUAAUGUAUAAAAUCCACUAUGUUGGCAACUGAAUUCUUUCUUUAUACUUUUUAAAUACCCUCUGGAUUAAAUUGUGUGAUGUCUACAUCUUUUAGCUUCUGUUAUAAAAAGUACAUGUCAAGGUUCAUGGACAAUUAUAUUUCAAGGAACUGACAUGAACAAGUGGUGAAAAUUGGGUAUUAAAUUUAAGAAUGGCAGUUCUGUAUAAGUAGAAGUAAAAUGGGAAUAGAGAGAAAUACUGAAGAGAAAGGAGAGCCCUUGAGAGAGAUCCAAGGAAACCUUGAAUCCACACUCACACCCAGUACACAGACUUCUGGAGACGAUACCACUCAAUGGGUAUAUGUUUAACCUGUACCUUAAGAGAGUUAUAAAUGGGGUGUGCUUUUAGGCUGUGAUGUGCUAUUUAUGUUAACACAAAUAUAAGUCUUUAGGUAAGCAACCUGUGUUGAAUAUAAAAAGAUAUUUCGUGUCAUCCUGUAGUCAAACUUUGAUUUUGCUUAGCAAAGGACUAUCAAAUCCUUUAAAUAUACAUAUGUAUAUAUUCCUAAAA